Messenger RNA from Coregonus sp. 'balchen', 1819 nucleotides. The record is from the annotation of a GenBank genome assembly. NCBI's taxonomy places the organism in Eukaryota, Metazoa, Chordata, Actinopteri, Salmoniformes, Salmonidae.
AUGUUCAUGUCCAAUAAGCUGACGGAGGUAUUGCAGACACAGCUAAGAGUGGCAUUCAACGCAUAUUUCAGGCCCAGGGCCUCGACGGGUUCUCCAGCACGAGAGAGACAACGAGGACAUUCUACUGGACCGUGUAUGUAGACGUGUCCUCUCCUCUCCUCUUUUAUCUUCUCCUCUCUUCUCCUCUCUUCUUCUCCUCUCCCCUCUUCUCUCUUCUUGUCACGGUUUCGGCCGAGGCUGCUCCUCCUCCUUGUUCGGGCAGGCUUCGGCGUUCGUCGUCCCCGGAGUACUAGCUGCCACCGUUGAAUGUUUCUAUGUUUGAUUGCUUUUGUCUGUCCAUUGCACCUGUGUCCGUUUGUGUCUGAUUAUGUUUUCUAUAAGUUUCCUGUUUUGUAUUGGUUAGGUUGUGUGUUGUUAUUCGCCUGUCCGUUAGUGCUGCGUGUUCUUUCUGUUUAUUGUUUUGUUAGUUUACGCACAGUCUGCAUAAUCGUUCGCCUCUGUUUGUGUUUGAGGCCGUUCAUUGUAUUUGUGCUUGGGUUUUGCACUAGUAAACGUUGUUGGACUAAGCUUCGGUGUCCUGCGCCUGACUCCCGCACCACAUUAACCUCAGCUAGUGACACUUCUCAUCUCCUCUCCUCUCUUCUCAUCUCCUCUCUUCUCCUCUCUUCUCCUCUCUCCUCCUCUCUCCUCCUCUCUUAUCUUCUCUUCCUCUCCUCUCUUCUCCUCUCUCCUCCUCUCUUCUCCUCUCUUCUCAUCUCCUCUCCUCUCAUCUCCUCUCUCCUCCUCUCCUCUCUUCUCCUUUAUUAUCUCCUCCUCUCUUUUCCUCUCUUCUCCUCUCCUCUCUUCUUCUCUCCUCUCUUCUCCUCUCUUCUUCUCUCCUCUCUUCUCCUCUCUUCUCUCCUCAUCUCCUCUCCUCUCCUCUCUUCUCCUCUCUUCUCCUCUCUCCUCCUCUCUUAUCUCCUCCUCUCUUCUCCUCUCUCCACAUCUCCUUCUCUCCUCUCUUCUCCUCUCUUCUCCUCUCUUAUCUCCUCCUCUCUUCUCCUCUCUCCUCUCCUCUUCUCUCCUCUCUCCUCCCUUCUCCUCUCUCCUCAUCUCCUCUCCUCUCCUCUUCUUCUCUCCUCUCUUCUCCUCUCUCCUCCUCUAUCUUCUCCUCUCCUCUCCUCUCCUCUCCUCUCUCUUCUCUCCUCUCUUCUCCUCUCUUCUCCUCUCUCCUCCUCUCUUAUCUUCUCUUCCUCUCCUCUCCUCUCCUCUCCUCUCUUCUCCUCUCCUCUCUUCUCUUCUCCUCUCUCCUCUUAUCAUCUCCUCUCUCCUCUUAUCAUCUCCUCUCUCCUACUAUCCUCUCUUCUACUCUCCUCUCUCCUCCUCUCCUCUCUUCUCUGCUCCUCUUGUCUCAUCUCCUCUCUUCUCCUUCUCUCCUCUCUCCUUCUCUCCUCUUCUUUCAUAUUUUCUCUUCUUCUCUUGUCUCCUCUCUUCUCCUCAGGGCCCUCUAAAAGAUUUCCAUGCGUCCCUUGGUAAACUCCAGAAGAAGAUCUAUGCUAAGGGCCACCGUCUGGACUGCACCAUCCGUACCUGCCUGGUGACGGCCCGCAGCGCAGCCAGCUCAGGUAUCCGGGCAUUGAAGACCCUGAAAGCCUGGGGCCUCUUCCUGGCCGGGGCCCCCAAGGGCCUGAUGCUGGAGAAGAUUAGGCCACACGUCUACUUUGAUGACCAGAUGUUCCACGUGGAAGGGGCGGCGGAGAUGGGCACGGUCGCGGCUCACGUACCUUACGGGAUCGCUCAGAAGCACACACAUAAGAAGAGCCUGAACACAGGGAAGUAG